Molecule: messenger RNA, 405 nt
Organism: Vicia faba (fava bean)
Lineage: Eukaryota; Viridiplantae; Streptophyta; Magnoliopsida; Fabales; Fabaceae
Source: the annotation of a GenBank genome assembly
AUGAAGAAUCCUCUUCCCCUUAUUCCCAGUCCGACUCUUCCAAUUUGUAGAGUUCAGCAGGUGAAUCAAGAUAAAUUACUAGAAGAUUUCCUGCCCACCCUUGGGGUGUCAUCAAUAUUGGUCGAUAAGUUAAUACUGAAGUUGAACCAUCUGCUGCCGCUAGAGUACCUUACUCGCAAUAUAUGUUAUCAGGGCUAUAUGUUGGCCCGAGGUUCAGCUUUUAAAGGGGAGGAUGAGCGAAAGUUGCUCAAACUAGACUAUGCUAUGGGAACAUUGAGAAGCUUUGAUCGUACGCAGGACCAUUCGACGUUUGAUUCUUUCUACCAGGGAUACCGAUGGCUCUGUGAUAGGGAAAACAAAACAAGGUGCUCCCCCACUUCCUUUUUUUCUUUACACUUCACUUAA